AUGAGUUCCACUCCUCUGCAUGAGCAAGAGGCCCAGGUCCUUCAGCAGGGUGGCGGUCAGGGUGGGGAGGUGGUACCCUCAGGCAGUGUAGCCUCCCGCCCCCCUCAGCCCCACUCAGACCCCCAGGCCUCCAGACGUGUCUGCUUCUAUAAGAGUGGAGACCCCCAGUUCGGAGGCCACCGGAUGGUCAUCAAUGCCAGGACCUUCAAGACCUUCGAUGCCCUCCUGGAUGCCCUGUCUAAGAAGGUCCCCCUGCCGUUCGGGGUCCGCACCAUCACCACCCCCCGUGGCUCCCACCCUGUCCGGGGUCUGGAAGAGCUGCAGAAUGGGGGCUCCUAUGUCUGCUCGGACCAGCGGAAGGUGAAGCCCCUCAACCUGGACAUGGCUAACCGCCGCCAGCCACCCUGGAACACCACCACCCGGCCCGUCAGCGGGGGUCGGAGGGCGCAGCGAGGGAGUCGUGCUGUCCCUGGGGACAUCAACCGGCCGGCAGACAGCAGGAUCAGGACCCCUAAAAGGCUGAUAGUAUUUAAGAAUAGAGACCCCAGUGUGAGGAGGACUGUAGUUCUGCAGAGAAGAACGGCUCCAACCUAUGAUGCUCUACUGGACUACCUGUCAGUCAUCAUGCAGUUCCCUGUACUGAAGCUGUACACACCAGACGGCAGCAGGGUUGAAGGUCUGCCAGCCUUGAUCCUGUGUUCUGGGGUGGUGGUAGCUUCGGGGAACGAACCUUUUAGACCAGGGAACUAUGACUUCCUGACCCAGCCUGCUGCUGCUCUGUCCUUUAACUCAGACUCUAUAGAACCAACCAGGCUAAAGCCUCUAACAGAAAAUAAAACAUCGUUAUCCAGCGGGCGGCGGUCCAGGAACUUCAGCCUGUCAUCAGAGAGAUACUUUGUGAACCAGAUCAACAAGUCUGUGAACGAUAGCUCCAAUGGCCAGCCGGUCCGCCUCCCAGAGAACAUGGAGACAGAGCUAAACCGGAGAAAGACCCGGGGCUCUAUAGAUAUGGAGACAGAGACGUAUCAGCUUGUAGAGGACAACGGGAAGACCUCCAUCGUACCGCAGGAUGAUGACAUUGAGAAGUCCUUCAGGGUCAACCAGGAUGGCAGCAUGACCGUCGAGAUGAAGGUCCGUCUGACCAUUAAGGAGGAGGAGAUGAUCCAUUGGACGACCACGUUGAGCCGCUCCAGCGUGGUGACCAAUCGUAAACUAGGAGCCAAGUCGGUAUCCACCCCACAGUCCCCCGACAACAACGUGGAGGCGAAAGACCCUAACAUUGGUCUCAGUGAGGAUGAGACCAAGGAGAGUAACCACCCCAGCCGCAAUGCAGAGAGGGACGUGGCCUUCAGCGGGACGGACGGAGGAGGGACGGACAGUGGCGGUGGAGGCAGGGCUGGUUCUCUGAAGGCCCACCCCCGUCAGAAGCGGAUGCCAACCCCUGGGCUGAGACAGGUGAAAAAGAAACAGGCGUCCGUGGAGAGCGUAACCACGGUGACGGAGACAGGUGUCCAGGAGACCAGCCUGGGGACUUUUUCGUACACAGAGUGCAUGGCAGACGGGGAAACCACAGAGGGGUACUGUGUGGUCCGACAGAGCAGCAGCAGCUCCAGGUUACCCGCCAUACCACCUGUCCCCAAGCCCAGGAAGAGUGGCUCGGCUGGGGCCAGCAGGGCCAUCAGGACCAGCUCCCACUCCUCACUCCGGUCCUCUGGAGUAGCAGAGGUGAUGCAGAUUCAGAACAAUGGUAAUGGCAGGGAGAUCACUGAGACCGUCAUGCACAUCUACGAGAGGAGACAGAGCAGCUACGAUAACUACUAUGCCAACGCCCUGGGGGCCGGGUAUGGGAUAUGUGGGGAGGGAGGUGGGGGUUAUGCAGGUGAGGCAGGGUAUGGUGGAGGUUGUGGUGGUGGCUCCAGCUCCAUUCCGCGGAGUAAACCGGCCUCUUCAGAUUCGGGGCCGCGCUCCUCCGUGGACUUAACCCGACCAUCCAGUACCAGCGACUCACUGAACCAACAGAGGGAUGAGAUACUCUCUCUGUCUUCUGAACCCACCUCACCUUCUCAGAAUGUCACCCUUCCAUUUAAAAAACAACCAGAGAUCAUUAGCAACAAACUGUCGUCUUUCCCAGACAACGAAGCUUACGCCACGUCAGAGUCUUACACAGGGUCAUCUCCUAAAGAGACAGAAUGGCCAGAACCAAAGUACGUAGAGAACUGGCUGCAGAACAUCGCCCCGGAGUCCAUCCCCUAUGUCCCCUACAUGGAGGAGGGAGGCCAGGACACAGAAGAGACUGAACCCAGGACCAAGGUAAACAUGGAGGACGAAGGCCAGGACACUGGGGAGGCUGAGCCCAGGACCAAGGUGAUCUUCCAGAUAGGAGCCGACUCAGAGGUUGAGUCAGAAGUGAAGAGUGAUUACCCAGAGGAUCAACAUCUGCCCCAGGGGGGAGACCACCUCUCAGUGGGAGGCAUGUCCAUGUCCUGCCUGUCUGUCCCUGUCAGCUACGCCGAGGCUCAGGUCGACCUCUCUAACCCCCAGAGGACCAGGAAACUGUGCUCCUCUAUGCCCAGUGUCAGGAUUGACCCGGUGGAACAGCAGAACAGGCUCGGUCUCCUCCACCGCUCAGCGUCCUUUGUCCCUCAUCCUGUAGAGCACAGUGAGUCUUCCUCCUCCACCCACCACCUCCUUAUCCCCAAGGCCACUCUUACACCGAUCUUCCGUCAGCUCUGCUCCUCGAUACAGUGCAUCAGACAGGCCUCCCAGCCUCCUGCCAGCCUGGAGAAAUCACACAGCAUGCCUGACUUCUCCUCUCAGGUGUCAUCGGUGUUCGGCUCGUCCUCCAAGGCGCUGAUGUCCUUCCUGUCGGUGUCCACCCUGAAGGACACCCUGUCGUCAGCCCUGGGAAAAGGAGGAGGAGGAGAGUUUUGUAGAGGGAACUCUAAUAGCGGGUCGGAGGCCCUCCUGGUGAUGCAGUCGCUCCAGAAGAUCUCCACAAUGGAGGACGAGGAACAGCAGAGAGCCAGCCUGGCCAGCCUGCAGAGCCAGACCUCUGAUCAGCUGAAGGACAGCUGGAGAGACUUCCAGGAAAGGAGCAGUGAAAUGGGAGACAGGGAAAGUCCUCCUCUGUCUCCGAGCACCAACCAGGAGUUUGCCCUGGAUGUGGAGUCUGAGGCGGGUGACGAGAACGGAGGACGGUUGGGUAUCGAGGAGCUCAUGGAGGAACUUAACAUGCCCCAGGAACUCAGGGAUGAGGUGUCGUCGUUGGUGGAGGGAGAGAGAACAGUGCAAUACGCCAUGAGGUCUCCAAUGUUAGGGGGCAGCGUCAGUGAUAUGUCUUAUGCUGUUGACACUGAGGUAGACAAAGUAGAGUGUGAUGAGAUUGAGGAACUAGAGGUGUUUGAGGAAGAUGUGAAGAAGAUACCUGAUAACUGGCCUGGAGAGGAGAAGGAGGGUGAGGAAGUUGAGAUGCAGAGGAAGGAGUUAGCAGAAAAGGAAGAGGAGGGAGAAGGUGAAGAAGAUGAGGAGGAGAGAGAAGAGGUGGGGGAAGAAGUGGUGGAGAGUGAGGACAAGAGAUCUGAAUCAGACUUUGAAGAGGGCAGGAGUGUUGAUAGUCAUCCAUCCUCAGAUAACAAAGUCUGUUCCAGUGGCAGGAUGUUAGAUGAAGUCUGUUAUAUAGAAGAACGAGGUUUAGAAGAGGAGGGAGUGGAGAAGGAGGAGGACCAGGGCAGCUGUGAAGAGCAGAAUUAUGAUGAGGGGGAGCAGGUGGAGGAAGAGGAGGGAGUGGAGAAGGAGGAGGACCAGGGCAGCUGUGAAGAGCAGAAUUAUGAUGAGGGGGAGCAGGUGGAGGAAGAGGAGGAAGCAGAGGUUGGGUCUGAACUAUCAAUGUCAAGGAAGUCAAUUAAGUCUUUAAAGUCAGAUAAUUCAGUAAAGUCCGAGAAAUCUGUAAUGUCUGAGAAAUCAAUGAAAUCCGUAAAUUCAGAAAAGUCAAUGACUUCAAGGCAGUCUGUAAAGUCAGAUAAGUCUGAGGUAGAUUGUAAAGUCUCAGAACACGAGGAGGGUGACGUAGUGUCCAACAACUCCUCCUCUAGAGCCAUAUACCUCUGUGGUGUCAAAGAUCAGGGUCUAGACACCUCCAACGAACUAAAGACUGACGAAGGAGAGGAAGAUGAGGAUGAGGAAGAAGAGGUCAGAGGUAAAGACUGCUCCCAUCCUGUUGAGAUAUCUCAGGAGCUUCUAGACUUUGUCAACACUGCUCUGAAGUCCUCCUCCCUGAUGUUCACCUACGACCCUAAGGGUAACCUGCGGAUCGAACCGGAGGGGGCAACCAGGGUCGUCCAUACCAAGCAGAUGUUUCUAUUUAACGGGUGCGUCGACAGCCAGUACGGCCUGAAGAGACUGCCCAGCCCCAACACCUCUGACCUGUCUGACUACAGACCGGAGACAUCCAGCAGUGGAGGGUACAAGACCCAGGGGUCAGUGGACAUGUCAACGGAGAGCGGAGACCAAGACAAGGAAGAGGCAGGGAGACACUCGCCUGGCUUUCCACGUAUCAGACAGACUAGUGACAAGCAGAGUAAAGCCAGUACUACCUCUCUGGAGCUCUGGGCCUCUAAACCCUCGUCAGAAAUGAAAGUAGAUCAGUUAAGGAGCCCUGAGAGUCUUGAAGGGAAGAGGCCCACAGGGAGCUUUGAGUCUUGUCACUCUAAAGUCUGUGGGGAGAGCCUGUCGUCUGUCAGCGGGUCCAGCUCAGUGAAGACAGAACCAGGACCAGAGCUGGUCAGGAUGAUCGAUCAGGGACGUUGGCUAUUUAAGGAGGGGGACUCUCCUGAAGUGGGAGGAGCGUGGCAGAGCGCAGCAGACUCUAAGAGCCUCCCUGACUCUAGUGAGGGGGUUCUGAUUGACCAAGGGCGCUGGCUUCUUAAGGAGAAUCACCUAAUCAGGAAGUCUCCCCCGGUUCCCAUGGGGAUGUACGGUAACCUUGACAACACGUCCGUGGAUACAACCCUCAGUGAGGAGGCUCCAGCCUACAACCACCUCUCUUCCACCUCCCUCUACCAUCACCACCACCUCAACCCCCUGUCUGUCCUCUCCUCCUCCGAGCUAGAGGAGCUGGCCCGACCUCCGACCCCUAAGUGCACCUAUUAUAACAUGUCCCACAGCAGCGACUCAGACCCCUUCCUUGACAAUCUCAGUCUCAACGAGAACGGGGCCAGGGAGAGAUCAGAGGGCAAGGAUCAGGGGUUGCAGGGCAGGUCUAAGAGGGAGACAGCUGUGGACACAUCCCGGACCUGGGCGAGGAAAAACGGCAGCAUGUCGUCAUUCGCCUCGGUGGAGUUCAGGAUGCGGGACGGCAGGGUACAUCCGGAGGGGGAGCUGGGUGGGUCAGAGGCUGCUGUAGAGCCAAGCUCCAGGACUGCAGUGGGUAUGUCUGGACGGAGCAGGGCUCUGCAGGUACAGAGCAGUCUAGAGUCUCUACGCUGUGGACCGUAUUGUCCUAUACUAUAAUAACUGUUUUGACAGACCUGUCCCAUACCAUGUACAGCACAGACCUGUCCCAUACCAUAUACAACACAGAUCUGUCCCAUACGAAAAACAACAAAGACCUGUCCCAUACCAUAUUCAACAAAGACCUGUCCCAUACCAUGUACAGCACAGACCUGUCCCAUACCAUAUACAACACAGAUCUGUCCCAUACGAAAAACAACAAAGACCUGUCCCAUACCAUAUUCAACAAAGACCUGUCCCAUACCAUGUACAGCACAGACCUGUCCCAUACCAUAAUGACUACAAUACAGAUCUGUCCCAUACUGUAUACAACACAGAACUGUCCCAUACCAUAAACAGAUCUGUCCCAUUGUUAGAGGAAAUCGUAGUUAAGAUGAAUAAUUAUGUAUACAUUAUUGAUAUUCUAAUACUAUUAUGUUAUGAUAUGAAAAGUAAAAGUUAUUAGUUAAGCUGUUACUGAAAAUGUAAGCAGAACUAAUUUGAUUGUCUGUGCCUCUUGGGAAGGUCAAGGGGGAGAAAAAGCUUUUCAGACAAGAUAAGAAUGUUUGGGUUUUGUUCCAUUGGUGAGAGAAAAGUAUAUCUUUUAGACAGGUUGUAAUGUCUGGUUUAUGAGGGGAGUAGAAAGCAUCUCCGGACCUAAACAAAAAAACAACGGGGCUAUCGUGGGAAACUGAUGAUGUCAUUUUGAGUUUAUAACCUGUGGAAAUCUGUGUAUGUAGUGAGUACUCUCUGGAAUUAAACGCUCUUUAACCUGGCUUUUAAGACUGGUCUCAAUCUACUUCAUGCAUAAUUAAUGAA
Oncorhynchus keta (chum salmon) is the source of this 6306-nucleotide messenger RNA. RefSeq names its product oxygen-regulated protein 1-like. Gene Ontology annotation, cellular component: axoneme. The transcript is spliced from 10 exons. Gene Ontology annotation, biological process: intracellular signal transduction; axoneme assembly; photoreceptor cell development. Bases 1 to 5508 code for a protein of 1835 amino acids. The record is from RefSeq and is a predicted model, not a curated record. NCBI's taxonomy places the organism in Eukaryota, Metazoa, Chordata, Actinopteri, Salmoniformes, Salmonidae.